Molecule: messenger RNA, 549 nt
Organism: Plectropomus leopardus (leopard coralgrouper)
Lineage: Eukaryota; Metazoa; Chordata; Actinopteri; Perciformes; Serranidae
Source: RefSeq, a predicted model, not a curated record
AUGUCUGUCUUGGAUCUGUUUGUGGCUGGCUCUGAAACCACAUCUACCACCCUGUGCUGGGCUUUUCUCUAUAUGGCAAAGUAACCAGAGAUCCAGGCAAAGGUCCAGGAUGAAAUAGACAGUGUGAUUGGACACUCCAGACAGCCGUCCAUGGAUGAUCGGGCAAAACUGCCCUACACUGACGCCGUCAUACACGAGGUCCAGAGAAUAGGGAACAUACCGGUUCCUCUCAGUGUGCCUCAUGACACCAACAAGGACAUUCAGCUUAAAGGCUACACAGUCCCAAAGGGAGUUACAGUAAUCCACAACCUGACCUGGGUGCUGUUAGACAAGAAAGAGUUGGAGACAGCUAACACCUUCAAUCCAGGACACUUUCUAAACGAGGAGGGCAAGUUUGUCAAGCCAGCUGCUUUCAGCCCUUUCUCUGCUGGAAAGCGGGUGUGUCUCAGGGAGAACUCCAUGCCUGCUGGGGUGAAGCCUGUGAUGGACUUCCACUUUGGUGUCACUCUGGCACCACGUCAAUAUGAAAUCUGCGUAACCUCAUGCUAA